Messenger RNA from Syngnathoides biaculeatus (alligator pipefish), 2568 nucleotides. Its product is annotated as proline and serine-rich protein 2. Bases 169 to 1998 code for a protein of 609 amino acids. NCBI's taxonomy places the organism in Eukaryota, Metazoa, Chordata, Actinopteri, Syngnathiformes, Syngnathidae. The record is from RefSeq and is a predicted model, not a curated record. The transcript has 4 exons.
GGACUUCUUUUAGCGGGGGGGGGGGGAAGAAUCAAUUUCUGAGGCAAGGCAUUUACUCCACGAUGGCGCUUCCACAUUUGAAGAUCGAGGAGAAGCCACGAUCCGUCCGGUGACUCCUCGGAGCGAGGAGCAGACAUGAUUCCGUCUCCGCCCUCGUAGCCGCCGAAGAUGUCCCAAACCGGGCAGAGCCCUUCUGCCCUCAUCCUGGACAUGGCCAACAACCAGCGCCGAUCCCGAGUCGACGGGGCGUUAGAUCGGAGCGCCAGGCCGCGGGAUGAAGACACGCUGCGCUUUCUGAGCCCGGAGGAGGAGGAGUGCCUCCAGUUCUUCGAGGAGACCAUCGGCUCGCUGGAGAACAGCCUGGAGGAGGACGAACUCAGGGCCGAACUGGUCAACUCUCUGGCAAGCGGGAGCCUUCUUUCCGACGAGAUGGACGGACCUCCCGAGACCCAAGAUCUCUACACGGCGCCGUCUAUAACAGCCAGACGUCUCAGCGCUAAAGACCAGGAUAUUAUAGACCUGGUUCGCCCGGAUCCAGAACUGAUGCUUGCCAAACUACCGAGCUUCAACCCUACCAGUCCAGAUUUCCAGAGGAUGGCAACGAACCCCGAGAGCCACUUUGAGAUCAAACCAAGACAUGAUCCGCAGGACCACCCCGGCAGCUAUGAGCCGACAGACGGUCACUCCUACCACCCAGCAGGCUCUGUCCCCACACCUGUCCUCAUCGCCAAGAAGAUCGCAGAGAACCAAGCGGUGGGCGCAACAAACAGUUCGGCUUUACUCCGCCGCCAGCACAGUCAGGAGGGGGAAAAGUCACCAGGCCACAACGGAGAUCCCCCCACCAAGCAGGGUCCUCCGACCUUUGCCAAACCGACCAGAUACCCCGCGAACAUUACUAGGAUUCUUGGCAACAAAGAGCUCCAGAAUGAACCGGUGGCCAGCGUGAACCUCCAGGACCGGCGAGCGCUGAUGCUGUCGAAUCUGACAGGAGCACCGCAGUCCCUCGUGGAAGAGGAUCCCAAGCAAAAUUUGGUGCACAAAUUGCGAAAUGCCCCAACCCGCAGCAUUUCCUUCAAGGACCCCACACCUGAGAAAACCAGGAUGGAAGCAUUGUCGAAGCUGGGCCUGUCCAGAAACCGAGCCAUGUCAGGUGGGAUAUCAGUCCCUGAUACUGGUGACAGCACGCCGCCGAGUCCUGUUUCAAGUGCAGAGACCAGUGUCACUGGUCCUUUGGAGACCAAGUUUCAGCCAACAGAGACUCACAUUCAUGUGCCAGACUCCAAGGUCCCAAUGUUGCCACAAAGCCAAACGUAUGUACAAAAAGCAGAGAAUUGGUCUUUCGAGUCUGCCAGAAGCUUUGACUACAGAAAGCCUCCACUGAGCCCACCUCAUCAGGAGAAAACCUUAGCCACGCCAUCUCAGUCAGACAUUGUAUCGCUGGAAUUGAAUAGCUUUGGAGGUAAAUCCAUUGUGGUCACACCAGGUCCCCCCAAGAACGAAGCCGUGACACCUCCGACAAGCCCUGAAGCCAAAGUCCUUCCUUCCGUCCUGGCCAACCCCAGUGAGUUCAACAGCUAUGGAGGAAAGUCCAAAGUCCUGAAACCUGCAACUGGAGCCAUGACCAGAGGCGACCUUCCCGACAUCCUCAGCUCCCACAUUGACGUGAAUCACAACUUUCCCGCCAAACCCCUGCCCCUCCCUGCUGAGCUCAACAGCUACGGGGGGAAAAGCCGGACCAUCAACCCCUCCACCGGAGUGAACCGCCCCGGGGCUUUCAAAGGCCCCCCUCCGACCCCGGCGCCAAGAAACCCUCAGAGCUCGCACCCCGGCGCUACCCCGGCGGCCGCGACGCAAGCCCCGUCUCCCUCAGAUGCCAAGCGCAGAUCCGCCGCCAUGUUUCGCCCCCAAGGCAUCACAGUGCAGUUUUCGGGCCGGGGAGCAACUGAGGAAUCUCGCAAGGAGGCACUGAAGAAACUCGGGCUGCUCAAAGAGUCGUGAUGGACUUUGGCAACGUUCCCGUUGGCAACGCUUUAGCGGGAGUUGCCUUGCCUCUUGGAAGGCGAAGGUGUGGCUGCUUGGAGAAGAAAGACCCGCACAGCCAGUUCUCCUCUCCUGGCAAUGAAAAAACUGCUGUCACGUCUGCAAGGGGAUCCUCUGUUUUUACUGCUGUUUCUUGACUUUAUUGUUUCAGGAAAGAGCGAAGGCCUGAACGCUUCUCCUUGAGAGAACUCCAGUUUUUAAUCACCCUAAUUAGGGAGCAAGUGUAAGUGGUUGCAGGGUAAAAGGGUUCUUUUGGAUUAUGUGACACUGGGGUGGAGGUUAUUUUUACUCAGUGGACCAGCCUCCUAAACUAACCACAAACUUUGGAAUGUUUUGUUUUGUUUUUUUUUUAAAACCCAGCAGCGAGAAUAUUUUCUACUGCAACUUUGUGUAGGCGGGGCCGAGGCAUUGUACCGAGCUAAAGCGCUCGCUCCAACCACAGAGUCUACAAAUACCAUCUCAUUGCUCUGUAUCCUGGAUACUUAUACUUUUAUGACUAAUCUAUGGGUCACAGUACACCAAUCUAUA